CCGACGCGGCGAGCCACAGGGAACGAUGUCGUCUGCAGCAAUGUCGAAAAAGAACAAGGGGAAGAAGGUCGCAGACCCCAAUGAGACGUCAAAGCUUUUGGCUGCGAAAAUAUCCCAGUUGGAGCAGGAUGCUGCUGGGGAGAAGGAUCAGGAGGCAGAAAUCGAGCGCGAAGUCAAGAAGGCGACGCGAGACCUGAACCAACUUCUUAGCAACAUCGAAUCUCCGAUGACGCGGCUCGAGACUGUCCAUAAGAAGUAUACCGAGCUCCUGGCCGAUAUGAAGAAGCUGGACCGCGACUACUCCAAAAGCAAGAAGCGGGCCGAUCAGCUACAGAAGGACCAGGACAAGGGCAAAUCGGAGCUGAGCAAGACCGUCACCAUGAAGGAUAAACUUGAGAAACUGUGCAGGGAGCUUACGAAGGAAAACAAGAAAGUCAAGGACGAGAAUAAAAAGCUUGAGGAAACGGAGAAGAAAGCGCGGCUCAUUGUCAACGAACGUCUUGACUCCCUUUUGUACGAUAUCCAAGACGUCAUGGCUGCCAAGGGAAAUCCCCGCAGCGACAAAGCGGACAUUGAUUUGGACGAAGCUCUACGUGCGAAGAUAAAGACAAUUGGCGAGAAGUUCGAGAUGCGGGAAUUACAUUACAAGGCACUUCUUCGCAGCAAGGAUGCGGAGAUACAAUGCCUUACCGCCAAGUACGAAGAGCAGCGCCGUUCGGCAGAAAAUGAAGGGCAGCGUUGUCGGGCUCUGAGCUCCCAGGUCUCUACGUUUUCGCAUACGGAAGCCGAACUGCGCAGCCAACUCAACAUCUACGUGGAAAAGUUCAAGCAGGUGGAGGAUACGUUGAAUAACAGCAACGAACUCUUUCUUACGUUCCGGAAAGAAAUGGAGGAAAUGUCCAAGAAAACCAAACGGCUAGAGAAAGAAAACCUCACCCUCACACGGAAGCACGAUCAAACGAAUCGCAACAUACUUGAAAUGGCCGAGGAGCGCACACGGAAUCACGAGGAGCUGGAAAAGUGGCGAAAGAAAAGCCAUCAUCUUGAAGCACUCUGUCGCCGAAUGCAAGCUCAGGGUCGUGGCCAAGGACUUGCUGCCGAUUUGGACGGCGACGAUGAGGGAACAGAAAGCGAAUAUGAUGAAGACUAUGAGGACGAGGAGGAUGACGAAGGAAUCAGCGACGAUGACUACGAGCUCGAAGGCCCCGAAGGCGACAUGAACGGCGACCGCGGCGUUCCCCAACAACCCGAAAAGCCGGUGUUUGGGCCACCCCCGCCACCCAACCUGCUGGAAGCGCGAGCCAACGGGAAUAAGGCGAUGAUCAAUGGGUGCCAUUAGCGCCCAUGCCGUCGAUAUUAUGUUUUCGUUUCUUAUGCUUCCUUGAGCUUGUCGCCAAUAGUGACUGCGAAUGGCCUUCCGUCUGCGAUACGUAUGCCGCAGUCGGGCCAGGUGGUUUUCACCCUUUUUGUUCAUCUGUGCGGCAGUUGACUUUGAUGAGUUGAAAAUAUACUUCCCCCAAGGCGUGCACUGGCGACAGCACAGUGUAUAAUUCGCAUGACUCGGGGACUUUCCUCCUGUAUACUGAUCUAGUAUUGGUUCAGCCAUAUGCAAGAGGAUAGAUGGCAACGCUCAUCUAGGUCAAUGCCGGCCAUGAGCUACAAUAGGCACUAUAGCAAUUGUGGGAUUACAGGCCGUGGCCCUGAAUUUUGUUCGCUUUCUUAUUUCGUGUACUUGUACAUGCUAGAUCACAAACAUCUAAACGUACUUAUUACGUUAUCAUGAAAAUU
Aspergillus heteromorphus CBS 117.55 is the source of this 1788-nucleotide messenger RNA. Its product is annotated as taxilin. Gene Ontology annotation, molecular function: syntaxin binding. The transcript is spliced from 5 exons. The record is from RefSeq and is a predicted model, not a curated record. Lineage: Eukaryota; Fungi; Ascomycota; Eurotiomycetes; Eurotiales; Aspergillaceae. Bases 41 to 1339 code for a protein of 432 amino acids.